Molecule: messenger RNA, 7164 nt
Organism: Synchiropus splendidus (mandarinfish)
Lineage: Eukaryota; Metazoa; Chordata; Actinopteri; Syngnathiformes; Callionymidae
Product: protein crumbs homolog 1-like
Exons: 13
Coding region: 284-4645 (1453 amino acids)
Molecular function (GO): calcium ion binding
Source: RefSeq, a predicted model, not a curated record
UUCCUCCCGUUGAGCCAGAGAGAGAGAGAGAGAUUGAGUUCACUCCGCUCCGUCUCGUGUUUUCCCCCCCUCCUCUGUCUGCUGGGGUGAUUACUCUGAUUUACUCUGACCCAGCUUGGUCCCCCCAGAGACUCCUUCUCCCUCACACACACGAGGACCUGCUGACGCUCACCCUGGUGGGGCCCGGGCUGCGAGGCUUUCACCCAGACCCACCGAGCUCAGCCUGGAUGGCGCUGGAUGGAGUGAGCGCCGAGCACUGAGGCUGGACCUGGAGCUCAGCAGCAUGGAGUUGGGAAGAGUUUGGUCCAGAUACCAGCGCACGCUGCUCCUCACCAUGAUGAUGUUCAAGUUAGGCUUCCUGUGCACCGCGGCGUCGGACAAGUGCCUGUCGUCGCCUUGCAACAAUGGCGCCACCUGUUUGGAACACAUGGGGGACGUGGUGUGCCUGUGUCCCAAAGGCCCGGUGUGGUAUGGCGGGAAGUUCUGCGACGAGCUGUACGACGCGUGUCUCCACGCCGCCUGUGAGAACUGCACCAGCGAGGCCGGCACCGGCACCUUCACCUGCCACUGUCCCGCCGGCUACACCGGCGCCAACUGCACCCAGGAGGUGGACGAGUGUGAGAGCAACCCCUGCGGCGGGGCUCGCUCCCACUGCGUCAACCGGCUCAACGGCUAUUCCUGCCACUGUCCGCCAGGCUCCGCAGGGGACGCCUGCGAGAGGAACGUCAGCGUUUGCUCGGAGGACGCUUGUGAGAACGGAGGCCGGUGCACAGACGUGCCAGACCUGGGGCCCCGCUGUCACUGCCUCCCCGGCUUCCAGGGCUCGCGCUGCGAGCAGGACGUGGACGAGUGCCUGUCGGGGCCUUGUCAGAACGGCGCCAUCUGCAGGGACGUGGUCAACGGUUACCAGUGCUUCUGCGUGCCGGGCUUCCAAGGCUCCCACUGUGACCUGGACAUCAACGAGUGCGCGUCGCGGCCCUGUCAGAACAACGGCACCUGCCAGGACGAGGUGGACCACUACUGGUGUGACUGCGCCCCCGGCUACAGAGGGAUGAACUGCGAGACUGAGAUUGACGAGUGCGAGUCUCAUCCCUGCCUGAACGGCGCCACCUGCCAGGACCACAUCGCCAUGUACCGGUGUGAGUGUGUGGCCGGGUUCCAGGGCCACGACUGUGAGGUCAACAUCGACGAGUGUGCCAGCUCACCGUGCCUGAACCAGGGGCGCUGCAUCGACCAGGUCAACAGCUUCCGCUGCGACUGUGAAGGGACUGGGUUUGUGGGUGUCCGCUGUGAGGAGGAGAUCCUGGAGUGUGCGUCCAGCCCCUGCCUGAACGGAGGCUCCUGUGAGGACAUGAUCAACCAGUACGCCUGCCUGUGCUGGCCAGGCUUCCAGGGGGUCAACUGCCAGGAGGAUGUGGACGAGUGCGAGCUGCAGCCCUGUGAGAACGGCGGCGAGUGUUUCCAGCGCUCGGAGCGCCGGAACUACGGCGUCCUGCCCGAGCUCAGCGCCGCGGAGUUCAGCUACGAGGCGGCGUCAGGCUUCCUCUGCCGCUGCCUGCCUGGAUUUACCGGAGCCAACUGUUCCAUCGACGUGGACGAGUGCGAGUCUGCGCCGUGUCAGCACGGAGGGAGCUGCCGCGACCUGGUCAACUCCUUCCAGUGCUCCUGUCGGGACGGCUUCAGGGGCGUCCUCUGUGAAGAAGACAUCGACGAGUGCCAGAGCAAUCCCUGCCAAAAUGGCGCCACCUGUGAGGACGCGGACAACUCUUACCGAUGCCACUGUCCCGAGCCGGACGCUGGCCUGGACCCCUGGGGAGGUCCCAACUGUGAUGUGGUGCUCCUGGGCUGUAAGCAGCACCGCUGUCAGCACGGCGGAGGCUGCCUCCCUCUGCUGACCUCUGGUGGCGAGCACAGCUACACGUGUUCCUGCCCGGCGGGCUGGGCGGGGGAACUCUGCAACACCUCCACCACCUUCUCCUUCAACUCGGACGGAUACGUGCACAUCCAACUCCCGCUGCCCCAGAACAGGAGCCGGCGCGAGGCGGACGGCCUGCAGGUGCAGCUCAGGUUCAAGAGCACCCUGCCGGACAUGGUGCUGUACUUCCGGGGCCACGCGGAGAGCUAUCUUCUCCUGGAGAUGAUCAAAGGAUCCCUGAAGGCCAAGCUAAGGAGCGGCAAGCUUCUGGAGGUGACUUACCCGCGGGCGGUCAACGACGGGGAGUGGUGGCAGGCGACGGUGUCGGUGGACGACAGCCUGGUUCUGCACGUGGAAGGGCCCGGCUGUGAGAGAGGCUGCAAGGUCAAGAACGAAGGUCAGAACCAUCUGAUCGUGUUCAGCCCAAGUGAGUUCCGGCAGCUGUACGUGGGCGGGGCUCCCGCCGAAUACUUGGUCCACACCAGCAGCGGGGCGGGAUUCAUCGGGUGCAUGGAGGACCUGACGGUGAACCGGAAGCUGCUGCUGCCACAGGAUCUGGUCCGAGAGGAGAACCGCGGUCUGGAGCUGGGCUGCGUGAAAAAGGACUGGUGUCAGGUCGACCCCUGCGGGCAGCACGGGAGCUGCGUGGACAUGUGGGUGCGAGCCAGGUGUGAAUGUCAGAGGCCGUACCAUGGAGAGGUCUGUGAGCAAGAGUAUCCAGCCUCCACCUUCAGCCACGAGGACCUCAACAGCUACGCAGCGUUCACCAUUGUGGAGACGCACGGGGAUGAGUUUGCCGUCUCCUUCAUCAUGCGCUCCCUGAAGCCCAGCGGCCUGCUCCUGCAGUUCCACAGGGACGGGAAGUCCUACCUCACCAUGUACCUGAAGGACUCCGCCGUGGCCGUCUACAGCCCGCACACCACCCUGCUGUCGGAGGCGCGCUCCGUCUCCGACGGCAACUACAACUUCGUCAGUGUGAAGAUCAGCAAAUCUCACGUGGUCUUCCCCCGAGCAGGGAACCAUCGGGCCAUAGGGAACGUGAGCGUGGAGGCUGGGGACGUGGUGUUUGUGGGAGGGCUGCCCGCGGGCAGGAGCACCGGCGCCUGGGGGGGCACCUUCAAGGGCUGCCUGCAGGACCUGAGGCUGGACAACAAGCAGCUGUCCAUGCAGGAGCACAUGACGGAGCAGGGCAGCUACAGCUUCAGCAGCCAGGAGAACGUGAUGCCGGGCUGUCUCAGCGACGACACCUGCAAGACCGAGCCGUGUUUCCAUGGAGGCCAGUGCCGGGUCACCUGGAAUGACUUCAAGUGUGACUGUCCCGUCAACUACUCGGGGCCAGUGUGCCAGAGGCGUCUGUGGUGCGUGGAGCAGCCUUGCUCUGCAGGAGUGCGCUGUGUGGACCUGCAGGACGGCUAUGAGUGCUUGACUGAUGCCACGUUCCAGGACAACCUGAUCCACUACACGGCCAACAACUCCCUGCAGAGUCCCGUGACCAACAUCACGAUGAGCAUCAGAACCCGGGACAACGAUGGGAUUCUGCUGAAGGCCGUGGGCAGGGAGGAGCUUUUCUGCCUGGCCGUGUUCAACUCCAGCCUUCUGAUCAAACUGGACAGCGGCGUCAGCUCGGAGCUGCUGGCCUUCACCAGCGACAGGCUCAUUGCCGACGGGGCGUGGCACGACAUCCUGCUGACCAUGGCCGACCCCACGCUGCCCGUGUCCCGAUGGCGCCUGGUGGUGGACGGACAGACUGUCGGCGGGAGCUACGGCAACGGAGGGAACCUGAACUUCAUGAACGAGACUCAAAUACAGCUGGCUGGGAACUUCUCUGGGUGUCUGGGAGAAGUGCGGGUGGGUGGAGUCUACCUGCCGCUGGCCGACGUCCCCGACGCUCCGCAGUGGAGCCGCUUCUCCAGACUCAACCAUGAGCAGCCACUGUUGGGCUGCCACAGUGAGCCGGUGUGCGACUCGCAGCCCUGCCUGAACCAGGGCGUGUGUGAGGACCACUUCAACGAGUUUAACUGCAGCUGUCUUCCUGGCUGGGAAGGAGAGCUGUGCCAGAGGGACAUCGACGAAUGCUCUUCAAACCCCUGUGUCUACGGCACCUGUGAGAACCUGCUGGCUGACUACCGCUGCCACUGUGAACCCGGGUACACGGGGCGCAGCUGUCAGGAGGAGGUGGACGACUGCCUGCAGUUUGGCUGUGUCAACGGAGGGAGCUGCGUGGAGGAGACGCAGACCUGCACGUGUCUGCAGGGAUACGUCGGCAAGCGCUGCCAGUGGCGGUUCCCCCCAGUCACUUGUGACACCAACGCUGAGUGCUUCAACGGAGGCGUUUGCAUCGGCGGCAACUGCACGUGCAAGCCAGGCUUCGUGGGAGCCAGGUGCGAGAUAGACGUAGACGAGUGCGAGUCCUCGCCUUGUCUCAACGGCGCCACCUGUCUGGACCGACUCAACCACUUCCAGUGUGUGUGCGUGCCAGGCUUCCGAGGCACGCUGUGCGACAGCAACAAAGACCAGCUGAAGGAGCGGGUCCCGUGGCUGGUGGUCACCAUCCCCCUGACCACCCUGUGUGUGCUGCUCGCCAUCUUGGUGGUGUUUUUCCUGGUCAUGACGGCGCGGAAGAAGCGCCAGUCCGAGGGAACAUACAGUCCCAGUUCCCAAGAGGUGGCAGGGGCCCGGCUGGAGAUGGGCAGCGUCCUCAAGGUGCCCCCGGAGGAGAGGCUGAUCUGAGCCUGACCCACACCUCCAGCUGCUCCCGGGGGUCCGACCUGCCCGACCCUGGAGCCGGUCAGAAGCACAUCUGGUUCCUGCCCAGUUGCUGCAUCACUAUUUAUUUGUUGGAAGGAGAGGCGUGAAGAAACGUUCAAGUCAGUGUGAGGGAGAGGUGGAACCUCCCCUGGUGGACGAUUCUUAAGGUGCUGGACACAGUCAAGGAUGGUCUCCUCUCGCCUGGCAACUGGGCUCUGCACCACCAGUGUGUUCAACUCUCUCAUUCAUGGGACGUAGAAACUGAGCUGAACCAAAAGGCACCGGCGUCUGAGGACUUGCUUUUGUCACUAUUGUACUUGUGUGGACAUCUUGCACUGCAGAACAUUGUGGAUGUAUUUUUUUAUGUUGUGGCACAUAUUUCUGCUGAGGUCUUUAAACACUGUAGCCUCCAUGACGGUGAAGGAAGGCCGAGCUGGAGGCCCCAUCACCACAGGGCCACGCUGCUCUCGGUUGUUUUUCAUGUGGUCGAACCUGCAGCGCCCAGAAGUCACUCGUCCUAAGCACCAAUGAGCAGUGACCAGUCACCAAUGGCUCCAAUGGCCAGCCAGGUGCCAGCGGUGCCCCAGAGGGGGAACCAGGCAGAGGGGGAACCAGGCAGGAGCAGUAGCACCGUGCUUGGCACGACGCCCCCAGAUGCAACUUAGAAUGGCUACCGGGGAAAAGGGCGCCAACUGCAGUGUAAAUUUUCUCCCUUGCUUUGACUCAUGACAUGUGGCCCAUGUUCCCUGGGAGCCAGCAUCCUCGCUCCCUGUUGACCUACAGGUACAGUACCUGUAGGUCCUGGCCCCAGGUCUCUUCCAUGGAGAGCAUCAGGAGGGACCUGGCUGGAGCUGGCGCACAGCCACCUGGAGAGCUCCACUGUGGUCGGGCCAGGAGGACCUGGUGAACCAAUGUGAAAGACUCAGGAGGCUUCCAUCUGUGGACAGCCUCACCAGCUGGGAUCAGACACUUUGGGAUUUACAGAGUAGACCACGUAGCUUAUUGUUGUUGUCUUGAUUUCCCACUUUUGUUUUAGAAAAACUGUUUUUUUACUGUUGUCUGUUUGAAGGUCCCGCAGCAGAGGGAUGAUAGGUCCGUGUGCUGUGCAUGAGCGUUAAGAUGAGAGAGACGAGUCAAUAGUAGAUCUGAUGAAGAAGAUGGUCCGUGUUGCUGCCGCGUCUGAAUGGAAGCCUCCUGACCGCGCUGUGAUGCUGAACUUACCCUGGAGCCUCGGCCGCAGCUGAAGGCCACACGCUGGAUCUGACUGACGACGGGUGUUGUUGCUGAGGAGUGUUUGCCCAUAUUGUUGAGUGUUUACUGAGGUCCAAGAUGGCCGGCUUGUCAUUGGCAGGGCCUCUCACACAUUUGCUACUUUGGUACUCACUUUUAUUGGGUCCAAACCGUGAAGAGCGCCACCUGCUGCCCCCUCCAUGUAGACCAUGGGUGUGUGCCAGAGUCUCUGUGAGGCUGGGCCGAAGGCUUCUUGAGGGUUUGCUUCGUCUGAUAUCUGGUAUUCAUGUGCAUUGAAAGAUUCUUUGUGCCAAUGUGAGCCUCUGGAAGAUCUAUGCCCUAAAAACCGGGCACAAGUCGCCCCACAAACGUCCGGCGUGGUCUUGAGGCGUCCCAUCACGCACUGCAGGCCUCAAACCUCUCACCAACCUACUGUUGUUUUCACCAGUAUCAGAUGUCGCCUGGUCGUAUCGUGGUAAUAAUGGCAGCGUUUUGAUGACACCAGUAGCCUUCGAGUCAUUCGGUGCUUCCAAGUUAAAGCCUCACUGCCAUCCAAUCCACUCAUGCAGUGUUUUCUACCACCUCACUUCAGACCAGCAGGGGGCCUGCGGGGGCCACUCCCAGGCUGCAUUCAGGCACCCGGUGCUGGGCAUGAAACUGUAUCCUGAGGCCCCUGACGUGGACCGAUGUUUCAGUUCAGUGUUGCUUCACUCUGGACUUGGUCCUCAUUACAACGUUCACAGUGCCGAGGGAACUUCAUCAUUAGGUCAAGUGAAUGGGAGGGAAAAGAAAGACGUCAGCAUCAGAAAAGCUUUGGAGCCAAAAGGUUGAGUCACAAAGAUGUGAUCUAUAUGCUGAUCACUAGUGAUGGGUAGGUGACGCAUCGUGAAACAGUGAUGAAACAGUGAUGAAACAUUGUCCUCAUUUUCAGAGGCCUCUAGAUGGUGCUCUUGUUUUAGAGAUUAUGUGAAGUUUCAUUGAAUCAGGUCCAAACCUCUGGUGGCCUCUGAAAAUCAGCACGCUGUUUCACGAAACCUCGUCCACCCUACACUACUAUUUCAUGAAGCCUCAUCCACUCUUCACUGCUGUUUGAUGAAGCUUCGUCCAGCCUUCACUACUGUUUCAUGAAGCCUCAUCCACUCUUCACUACUGUUUGAUGAAGCCUCGUCCACCCUUCACUACUGUUUCAUGAAACCUCAUCCACUCUUCACUACUAUUUGAUGAAGCCUCAUCCACUCUUCACUACUAUUUGAUGAAGCCUCAUCCACUCU